Exophiala mesophila is the source of this 3014-nucleotide messenger RNA. RefSeq lists its product as uncharacterized. The transcript has 2 exons. Bases 561 to 2693 code for a protein of 710 amino acids. The record is from RefSeq and is a predicted model, not a curated record. Lineage: Eukaryota; Fungi; Ascomycota; Eurotiomycetes; Chaetothyriales; Herpotrichiellaceae.
UGUACUUCCUAUCACAAUCCCUCCUCUCAUUCCCCAGGCAGACCUAAACCCUCGAAUCAAGUGGCUAUCACACACCGUCAGGCUCUGAAAAUUCCCAGUAAAAGUCCACCUUUUGCCUUUUCUCUCUCCUCUUCCAGCCACCGACAUUCCACAAAUCCGCCAAAAUUCCACUUGCAUCACAAUUCUCCGGCACUGCCCAUUUCUCUCCACGGUGCCCAUUCAACUGUCGAGCCUUACCUUGAAACUUGCCGCCAAGUAGCCGCAAGGCAGUCAGGCAGUAUCGCUUGCCUUCAUUAUUGUCAUCCCUCCUGCUUCGCCUCAAACUAGUAUCUGGCCUAUUAUUUCUCCUUCAACCAAACCCCAUCUCAAAAACUUGUCACCCUUUCUACCGUCCGUGCGAAGACAAGAAUUCUUUAUCCCCGAAACGAUCCUCGCCACGACCCGUUCCUUGGGCCUUAGUUCCGACCUGCCAUUGGGCUACAUAGUGACUGACACUUCCACUUGGGCCUCUCUCACCCUCUUCCUCCACUCCCACCGGUCCGCCCCGCCACAACCUUGAGAUGUCUCAUUACGACGACGAUAGAUCUCGUCGCACUCGAUCCAACCGCGAUCGAUCCUAUAGAGAUGAUUAUGAAGACACAGUCUACGAUGUCAACUCAAAAGACACCCGCAUCGUAAGACGUCGUGACGAUAGUUCAUCAUCUAUCGAGGAAAUCCCGAGGAACGGCCAGUUAUACCGCGAAACUAUCACCCGCAAAAGUGGCCACCGUCCAGUCCGUACCAGAUCUGACGAUGAUCGUUACUACGACGAUCGGUACUAUGACGAUCGAUACGAUGAUCGCUCCCUCGUUUCUCGACGACGACACGACGACGAUUACACUGUCGCCUCAAAACCAUCGAGAGGACGUGACUACGAUGACAGACGCCGCCGACGUCGUGGCUCGUAUUCCUCUUCCUCUUCUCGCAGCCGAACUCCUCCCAAAAAGGAAAAGGAACGCAGAAAAUCCACCACUGAAGAACUGCUAGGCGCUGUUGGCCUUGGAGGCCUUGCUGGCGCCGUCUUGGGCAGAAGCAAAGACAAAGACAAAGAUAGAUCGAGAUCGAGAUCGAGAUCCAGCGACCGCAGUCGUCGGAGUCGAAGUGGUCGCAGUCGAAAGUCUUCCUCUGACCGCUCUAAAAACAACAGGAGCAAAAGUCGAGGUCCCAACAAGGGACAAAUUUCCCAGGCAUUGAAGGCUGCUGUUCUGGCCGGUGCCGGUGAGGCUUUUCGCGCUCGCGGGGAAAAAGGCGGCUGGGGCGGCGAGAAAGGCAAACGUGUCCUCACAGCUGCCCUGGCUGCUGGCGGUGUCAAUGGUUUGACCACGGCAGCUCGUGAUUCAGAUGAUCACAAGAAGCGCGACGUUGUCGGAUCUGCCUUGGCUGGUCUGGCUGCUAAUCGCGUCAUCAACGGCCCCCGAUCCAAAUCUCGUGGUCGUGACCGUGACGAAAGUCCGGAUGAUCGCGGCCGAAGCCAAUCUCGUGGGCUGAAAGAUGUCGCUGUGGGAGGUGUCGUUGCUGCUACUGCCAAAAAAGCCUAUGACUCGAUCCGUUCCCGUUCUCGGGGCCGUGCUCGCUCUCGAAGUUCUUCCUACGACAGCCGCGACAGCCGCGACAGCCGCGACAGCCGCCAGAGCCGCAAACCUCCAAAACGAAGUCGAAGUCAGAGUGUUUCCGCGUACGCCGCAAAAGGUCUGGCUGCACUGGGUUUGAAAGACCAGGCAGACAAGCUCGAUCCCGAUCGUGACCGCAAUCGCGACCAUGAUUAUGAUCGUGAUUCACAUCGACAGAGACCAAGCAACGAUGAUUAUUAUUAUGACGACGGACGAUCUAGCCGCAAUGGAGGAUAUGGUUACAAUGAAUCAGCAAAUGUAGGUACUAUUCAACCCCGUUAUAACCGUCAACCACAUGGGGGUCCACGCGCCUCGAGUGUGCCGGGAGCGGCUCACUCUGGCUACAAGCUCGAUUAUGGACCCCGCCAUACCGGUGAUCCAGAAACAGACUCAGAUUCUGACCUGGGCUCCAGUACCGACGAUGAAAAGAACAUAAAGAAGAGUCGCAAGAAGCUACUCCUCACCGGUGGUUUAGCGACAGUAGCGACGAUCCAUGCCGCCAACAGUGUUUAUGGGAGCAUGAAGAAACGAGAGGAGAGAUACAAGGCCUUGGAGCAAGGUGACAUUAGUCCCGCCCAGGCAAAAACCGAAAAGAACAAAAAUAGAUUGCAGGAUGUCGCCAGUAUCGGGAUUGCUGGCCUCGGUAUCAAAGGAGCUUACAGCGAGUGGAAGGAGACCCGCAACAAGUCACUUCAGAUUGAUCAAGAGAAAGAGAAGCGAAAAAGACAUGCUGCGAAACGAGAAGCCCGACGCCGAAAGGCAUAUCUGAGUGCCAACAGUUAUGCCGACAAUGGCUUUACUGGCAGCAUGCCCGACCUGACUCACUUGCCUCCCGAUCCUUAUCCGCACUCGGCACCAGUAUACGGUCAACCUCCGUAUCCGUAUGGGACGAGUGGUUCAUUCAUCUACUCUGACGGCAACCCUUACGGCGCUCUUUCACGACCUCCAGGCUUUGUACCGACGCCGCCACCACCAGCCCAAGCUCCACCCCAAGCAUAUGGCGAACCAUUCAACAACCCUCCAUUCAGACCCGACACCCGAUGACGCUCUGCAUCAACUUUCCCUAUUUCCCAUCGACUACGGCGUUGAUUGCUUUUGGGAAAUCCCCAACUACGAUGAUCUUGAAUCGACGAAAUCUUCCAUUAUGCUGGAAAUGACCAUGAUGAAACAACACGAUAUACAAUCUUGCAUGAUCUGAUAAUAUUUCCGUCCUGAAUACCCAUUGGUCUUGGAGACAUCUCCGCCCUGAGCCGUUCACACGAAUGGAAUUGAUGAUCAGUUGGUGGACUGAUAAUGACAUGAAUCAUGUUUCAUAAACGAAUGCUAGAGCUAUCAAUAAUGAUCAAGCCAUGAUUUUUCCUUUUA